Molecule: messenger RNA, 1767 nt
Organism: Nannizzia gypsea CBS 118893
Lineage: Eukaryota; Fungi; Ascomycota; Eurotiomycetes; Onygenales; Arthrodermataceae
Product: anion exchange family protein
Exons: 5
Coding region: 1-1767 (588 amino acids)
Biological process (GO): transmembrane transport; borate transport; monoatomic ion homeostasis
Cellular component (GO): fungal-type vacuole; plasma membrane
Molecular function (GO): borate efflux transmembrane transporter activity; solute:inorganic anion antiporter activity
Source: RefSeq, a predicted model, not a curated record
AUGGCAGCGCAAGCGCCUAGUGGUGAAGGGCAGGCGGCAACAUCGAAUGCCGCAGCAUCAGAUACGAAAUGGUGGAAGAUACGUUUCUUUCACGGGAUGAAAAAUGAUAUUAGAAGACGAGCACCGUAUUACUGGAGCGAUUGGAGGGAUGCAUGGGAUUAUCGUGUCAUUCCAGCAACUGUAUACAUGUUCUUUGCGAAUAUUCUUCCAGCUCUUGCCUUCUCGCUUGAUAUGUUUGAGAAAACGCAUAUGAGCUACGGUGUCAACGAGGUUCUUCUAGCAUCCGUUCUAGGUGCCGUUGUCUUUUCUCUCCUAGCUGGACAGCCCUUAGUUAUUGUUGGUGUAACAGGUCCUAUCACAGUCUUUAACUACACGGUCUACGAUAUAAUCGCACAUAGAGGGACAAACUACCUGGCCUUUAUGUGCUGGAUUGGAAUCUGGUCACUUAUAAUGCAUUGGGUUCUUGCUAUAACAAAUUCUUGUAACGGGCUGACCUUCGUUACAAGGUUUUCCUGUGAUAUAUUUGGAUUCUAUGUUGCCUUUAUCUAUAUCCAAAAGGGAAUCCAAGUACUUACCAGGCAGUGGGGAAUGGCUGGAGAAACAUCUGCAUACCUUUCCAUCAUGGUUUCUUUACUCGUUCUUAUGUCCUGCUUUAUCUGCGGCGCCAUUGGGGAGAGCAAUUUCUUCAAUCGCCAUAUACGCAAGUUCAUUGAAGACUAUGGCACCCCUCUUAGUAUCGUCUUUUUCACAGGUUUCGUUCAUAUAGGACAAAUGAGGAAUGUCCACGUUGAAACCUUGCCUACCUCCAAAGCAUUUUUCCCUACCACCGAUCGUGGUUGGCUUGUGCACUUCUGGGAUAUCAGCGCCAGCGACAUAUUUCUAGCGGUUCCAUUUGCAAUCCUCUUGACAAUACUUUUCUAUUUUGAUCACAACGUGUCUUCAUUGAUUGCGCAGGGAACAGAGUUUCCGCUCCGCAAGCCGGCCGGAUUUCACUGGGACAUAUUCUUGCUAGGGUUGACAACUGGGAUAGCAGGAAUUCUAGGCAUUCCCUUCCCUAACGGCUUAAUUCCCCAGGCACCAUUCCAUACUGCCUCCCUUUGCGUAACACGGCAGGUAGCAGACGAGGAUGAAAACCAUAAAGGAAAGUCUGUCCGGAUUAUUGAUCAUGUCGUUGAACAACGUGUUAGCAAUCUCGCUCAGGGACUGCUCACGCUUGGAGCAAUGAGUGGACCCCUCCUUUUUGUCCUACACUUGAUACCCCAGGCAGUAAUGGCUGGUCUCUUUUUUAUUAUGGGAAUUCAAGCUCUCCUAGCCAACGGAGUAACACAGAAGUUGACGUUCCUUUUGCAAGAUAAGGAGCUUACCUCGUCUUCAAACCCAUUGCUAAGAAUUGAACGGAGAAUAGCCAUUUGGGUAUUUGUUGCAAUUGAACUAUUGGGAUUUGGAGCUACUUUUGCGAUCACACAAACAAUUGCUGCUGUUGGAUUUCCAGUCUUCAUUCUCUUGCUUAUUCCCAUUCGGUCAUUCCUGCUCCCAAAAUGGUUCACUCAGAGCGAGCUUUCCAUUCUCGAUGCACCCACUGCCAGUUCCUUCACCAUGGAGAGUGUUGGUGGAGCUUAUGGGGAUGCUCAACCCGAAUUAGCUGAAAGAAGCCCUCAUAAUGGUGAAGAGGUGUCUGGAGGAGGAGGAGGUGUUUUUGCAGGUGAUUUAGAAACUGGGGAGCUUCAUGAGCUACAAUCAAACAUCACUAUCAGAAGAAGAAGUUGA